Molecule: messenger RNA, 1260 nt
Organism: Acomys russatus (golden spiny mouse)
Lineage: Eukaryota; Metazoa; Chordata; Mammalia; Rodentia; Muridae
Gene: Pdlim3
Product: PDZ and LIM domain 3
Exons: 8
Coding region: 137-1231 (364 amino acids)
Biological process (GO): muscle structure development; heart development; actin cytoskeleton organization
Cellular component (GO): stress fiber; filamentous actin; Z disc
Molecular function (GO): muscle alpha-actinin binding; actin binding
Source: RefSeq, a predicted model, not a curated record
UCCACAGCAGGGAUAAAACUCCCAGACAGCAUUCCCAGCUAGGUCGCAGCUCCGGGAGCUAAGUGGGUUGUCCGGUUCCGGGACUCUCGCAUUGUCCAGACCCACCCAUCGUUGGACCCAUUCGCAGGAAGGCAUCAUGCCCCAGACCGUGGUCCUCCCAGGUCCUGCGCCCUGGGGCUUCAGACUUUCCGGGGGCAUAGACUUCAACCAGCCUUUGGUCAUCACCAGGAUCACUCCAGGAAGCAAGGCUGCAGCUGCCAACCUGUGUCCUGGAGAUGUCAUCCUGGCUAUCGAUGGCUUUGGCACGGAGUCCAUGUCGCAUGCUGAUGCGCAGGACAGGAUUAAAGCUGCAGCAUACCAGCUGUGUCUCAAGAUUGACAGGGCAGAAACUCGCCUAUGGUCUCCUCAGGUCUCUGAAGAUGGAAAAGCGCAUCCUUUUAAAAUCAACUUAGAAGCUGAGCCACAGGAUGUGAACUACUUUGAACAUAAGCACAAUAUUCGGCCCAAACCUUUCACAAUUCCAGGCCGAACCAGUGGCUGCAGCACUCCUUCCGGUAUUGACUGUGGCAGUGGACGUAGCACCCCUUCCUCCGUCAGUACUGUUAGUACGAUCUGCCCAGGUGACUUGAAAAUUGCUGCUAAGAUGGCCCCUAACAUUCCUUUGGAAAUGGAGCUUCCGGGCGUGAAGAUUGUACAUGCUCAGUUUAACACACCUAUGCAGUUGUACUCAGAUGACAAUAUUAUGGAAACACUUCAGGGUCAGGUUUCCACAGCUCUAGGGGAGACACCUUCCAUGAGUGAGCCCACGGCCUCAGUGCCCCCUCAGUCGGAUGUGUACCGCAUGCUGCAUGAUGGUCAGGAUGGACCAGCUCCUCCCCGCCAAUCGGGCUCCUUCAGGGUGCUCCAGGAGCUGGUGAGCGACGGGCCUGAUGACCGUCCCGCUGGAACUCGAAGCGUGAGGGCUCCAGUUACUAAAGUCCACGGCGGAGCUGGCAGUGCCCAGAGGAUGCCACUCUGUGACAAGUGUGGGAGCGGCAUUGUAGGUGCUGUUGUCAAGGCCCGGGAUAAGUACCGGCACCCCGAGUGUUUUGUGUGCGCUGACUGUAAUCUGAACCUCAAGCAGAAGGGCUACUUCUUCGUGGAGGGGGAGCUGUACUGUGAGACCCACGCGAGAGCCCGCACGAGGCCCCCUGAAGGCUACGACACAGUCACUCUGUACCCCAAAGCUUAGGUCCUUUGCAGACCAGAACACGCAUGCAC